Molecule: messenger RNA, 3951 nt
Organism: Trichosporon asahii var. asahii CBS 2479
Lineage: Eukaryota; Fungi; Basidiomycota; Tremellomycetes; Trichosporonales; Trichosporonaceae
Product: calcium transporting ATPase
Exons: 2
Coding region: 1-3951 (1316 amino acids)
Biological process (GO): phospholipid translocation; intracellular protein transport; endocytic recycling
Cellular component (GO): plasma membrane
Molecular function (GO): ATP binding; ATPase-coupled intramembrane lipid carrier activity; magnesium ion binding
Source: RefSeq, a predicted model, not a curated record
AUGUCUAACCCUUUCGACGACAUAUUGGCCCCGCAGCCGCAGAAGGCUCGGACAAGCAACGACCCCUUCGGCGACUCGGAACCCGAUCUCCUCGGCAUCGGCAGUUCAUCGCAGGGGGCAACUCCCAGUGGCAAGUCCAGAGAUGACAAGCCAGGCUAUGCGCUCGACCCUGACGACGACUUUGGCCAACCAAUGCAGGGUGGCUCGGGAGGUUACAUGCCUUCGACGUCCAACCUGAGUGUCAACAACCCGGGCUUUGGCGCCUCCCAACCCUCACUCUUCGACGCUGACCGACCAUUCGCUCAGGCUGGCGCAUCACCAGCUGGCUGGAGCGGAGGCGGUCCUUCGUCUUCUGAAAACAAGUCGUAUGCCGGAGGAUCAAGUUCCAAAGGCUAUCCUCAAGCCGAUGACCCGUUUGCCGACGAUGAAGGAAUCAGUGCCUACCAGUUCACAGCGCCGAUGGACGGUCCCUAUGCUGCUCGGCAUAAGCGAGGGCGAUGGCAACGCAUCAAGGAGGACUACCUCACCGAUGUCGACUGGACAUUCGGCUUGAACAAGAUGCUCGGUCGCAAGAACAAGUUCGAAGGAGCCCCGAGAGAGAUCAUGAUCAACGACCCUCAAGGAAACAAGGUCAAGGGCUUCGAGAACAACUCGGUCAGCACUGCCAAGUACGGCCCCAUCACCUUCCUCCCGAAAUUCCUGUUCUCCGAGUUCUCGCGAUCGGCAAACUUGUUCUUCCUAUUCACUGCGUGUAUCCAGCAAGUCCCGAACGUGUCCCCGACAGGCCGUUACACCACUAUCGUUCCUCUCGCAGUCGUGAUCAUUGCGUCCGGAUUCAAGGAGAUCAAGGAAGACUACAAGCGUCAUACUUCGGACCGUGCUCUCAAUAAUACGCCAGCACAGGUCCUCAUCGAGGGCCAGUUCCACACCCGCCCAUGGAGAAGGCUGCGCGUGGGAGACAUCGUUCGUUUGGAGCAAGACUGCUUCAUCCCUGCGGACAUGGUGCUUCUGAGCUCUUCUGAGCCGGAAGGUCUCGCCUACGUUGAGACCGCGAACCUGGACGGAGAGACCAACCUCAAGAUCAAGCAGGCGAGCCCUGACACGGCUACUAUUCAGAACCCUCAAUCGGCAGCCAUGUUGCGUGGGCACGUCCUCUCUGAGGCGCCCAACUCGUCGCUGUACACGUACGAUGGCACUAUCUACCUGAACUCCCCGGAGCCCGGAGCUGCGCCUCACAAGAUCCCUGUCGGCCCGAAUCAGAUUCUGCUGCGUGGCGCGCAACUGCGUAACACGGGAUGGGUCUACGGCAUCAUUGUUAACGCCGGUCACCAGACGAAGCUCAUGCGCAAUGCCACGGAGCCGCCAGUCAAGCGCACUGCUGUCGAGAGACAGGUGAACCGCCAAAUCUUCUUCCUCUUCAUCCUCCUGCUUGUUCUUUCGCUGAUCUCUACGAUUGGAAACUCGAUCCGAACAUGGUUCUUCUCCGCCCAGGACUGGUACCUCUACGUGGACCCGGCAAACAUGCCGAAUAAGGCGCGCCAGUUUGUGGAGAACAUUCUGACCUUUAUCAUUCUGUACAACAACUUGAUUCCGAUCUCGCUCAUCAUGACGAUGGAAGUUGUCAAGUACCAACAAGCUCAGUUCAUCAAUUCGGACCUCGACAUGUACUACGCCAAGACCGACACCCCGGCCGCCUGUCGCACAUCGUCGCUCGUGGAGGAGCUCGGCCAGAUCUCAUACAUCUUCUCGGAUAAGACUGGCACCCUCACCUGCAACGAGAUGGAGUUCAGGGAAUGCUCGAUCUACGGAACGAUGUACGCCCAGGAAGUGGACGACAACAAGAAGGAGCAGGGGCAGAAGAGCUUUGAUGUUCUCCGCCAGCGCGCCCUUGAAGACAACGAGGAGGGACGAACUAUUCGAGAGUUCCUUUCGCUGCUCGCUGUCUGUCACACUGUCAUUCCGGAAGUCAAGGACGGCAAGACGGUUUACCAGGCUUCGUCGCCCGACGAGGCUGCCCUCGUUUCCGGCGCAGAGCUUCUCGGCUACCGCUUCCACACCCGCAAGCCCAAGUCAAUCUUCAUUGACGUCAACGGACAGACCGAGGAGUGGCAGAUCCUGAACGUGUGCGAGUUCAACUCGUCCAGGAAGCGCAUGUCAGUCGUUGUUCGCAGCCCUGACGGACGCAUUAAGCUGUUCACGAAGGGAGCCGACACUGUCAUCCUCGAGCGCCUCGGCGAGAAGAACAAGGAGUUCACCGAGUCGACCCUUGUUCAUCUCGAGGAUUAUGCCACCGAGGGUCUCCGAACGCUGUGUCUCGCAUACCGUGACAUCCCCGAGGAGGAAUACCGCGAGUGGGCCGCGCUCUACGACAAUGCUGCCGCUCAGAUGACCAACCGUGGCGAGCAGCUCGACAAGGUUGCCGAAAUCAUCGAGCAGAACCUGAACCUCCUUGGUGCGACGGCUAUCGAGGACCGCCUGCAGGACGGCGUUCCCGACACGAUCCACACGCUGCAGCAGGCCGGCAUCAAGAUCUGGAUUUUGACUGGUGACCGCCAGGAGACUGCCAUCAACAUUGGUCUGUCGUGUCGCUUGAUCUCCGAGUCGAUGAACCUUGUCAUCAUCAACACGGAGACGCAGGCGGAGACCCACGAGCUCCUCACCAAGCGUCUGUUUGCUAUCAAGAACCAGCGCAUGGGUGGCGACACCGAGGAACUCGCUCUCAUCAUUGACGGCCGCAGUCUCGCCUUUGCCCUGGACAAAGAGUGCUCCGACAUUCUGCUCGAGCUCGCCGUCAUGUGCAAGGCUGUUAUCUGUUGUCGUGUCUCGCCGCUGCAGAAGGCUCUCGUUGUCAAGCUCGUAAAAAAGGCUACGACUGCCCCUCUGCUCGCCAUUGGUGACGGCGCCAACGACGUGUCCAUGAUCCAGGCUGCGCACAUCGGUGUCGGUAUCUCUGGUGUCGAGGGUCUGCAGGCUGCGCGCUCUGCCGAUGUCUCCAUCUCGCAGUUCCGCUACCUGCGCAAGCUGCUGCUCGUGCACGGCUCCUGGAGUUACCAGCGCCUGUCGAAGUUGAUUCUGUUCUCGUUCUACAAGAACAUCACGUUCGCCCUGUGUCUGUUCUGGUACUCGUGGUUCAACGACUUCAGUGGACAGAUCUCGUUUGAAGGCUGGUCCAUGUCGUACUACAACGUCAUCUUCACUAUUCUGCCGCCGCUUGUCAUUGGUAUCUUCGACCAGUUUGUCUCGGCGCGCAUGCUUGACCGCUACCCGCAGCUGUACCACCUGGGACAGUCGAACCACUUCUUCACGCCUGCGAUCUUCUUCCAGUGGGUUGGCAACGCGAUUUACCACUCGGUUAUCCUGUUCGCGUUCAGCUGCUUUGUGUUCUGGGCGGACCUCAUCGCGUGGGAUGGCAAGAACUCUGGUCUCUGGGUCUGGGGUACGACAUUGUACCUUGCUGUCCUGCUCACGGUUCUCGGCAAGGCUGCGCUCAUCUCGGACAUUUGGACAAAGUACACGCUCGCCGCGAUCCCUGGUUCGUUCGUGUUCACGAUGAUCGCGCUUCCGCUGUACGCCUUCGUCGCGCCGCUGAUCGGCUUCUCGCUGCCGUACAAGAACAUCGUGCACCGUCUGUGGUCUGAGGCGACGUUCUACUUUGUGCUCAUUCUGUUCCCCGUCGUGUGCCUGCUGCGCGACUACUGCUGGAAGUACUACAAGCGCACGUACCACCCGGCCGACUACCAGAUUGUGCAGGAGAUCCAAAAGUUCAACCUGUCCGACUACCGCCCGCGCCAGGAGCAGUUCCAGAAGGCGAUCAAGAAGGUGCGCGCGACGCAGCGCAUGCGCCGCCAGCGCGGCUUCGCCUUCUCCCAGACCGAGCAGAGCGGCACGCAGGAGCAGACGCGCCUCAUCCGCGCCUACGACACGAGUGUCGCGAGGCCCUCGGGUCUGUAA